AUGACUGAAGACUACUUCUUUGAAGCAAUUGAUGUUUUAAAGCAUUUACAGCAGCAGUCUAAAUCGAAUAUGAAAGGGUUAGAAAUUCGGCAAGUAGACGUCGAUAAAAUAAACGAGCAAUAUUGGGAGCUUAUUGAACAGAGUGAAAAAAUGAGGUUGGUCGCGGAUGAAAUGGAAAAGUCAUCUGCUGAUAAGAGAGUGAAAUUUGACCAAAAACUGUACGAAAUGGCGUUGAAAUUAGGAUUGCCUACUAACGAAGUAUGUGAGACAGAUGAACUUGUAAAAAAUAAUCCUUCAGAAGCUGUAACAAAAGUUGUACCAAAAAUAGUAAUUACUAAAGCAGAAUUCACAAAAAACUGUGAACUUGAGAAAAGGCUUGAACGAGUUCGAACAAUAAGCAACAAGGAACAAAACAAUCAUACAAAACGCUCAACUAUUCCACAUUUACAAGAUGCUUCAGUGAAGGAUUUAUUAUCAGUUAGGGCUCGUGGAAAGAUGUCUCUGCAGGAACUUAACGGGGUUGUAGCUGAAAUUAAUACUGUGCUGAAGGAAAAAUAUGAGUUACUGCGACGAACUAAAAAUAAUUUAUGCAAGACAGAUCAGAGGCGGAUAGAUGCGUGGGAUUUACAGGUAGAACAAAAUCCUGAUUUGAAACAUGGUUUUUUCAUAACGGAAUCGGAACUUAUUGGCCAUCUGCCUCCAAAAUUGAAAGCUCAGUUUCGUAUUGCUCGCACGUGCCUUUCUGCAUUAGGUCGUAUAGAAGUAAUUCAGCGGUCAAAUAUGACAUUCUUUAUAGUUCUAACGGAGUAA
This is a messenger RNA of Enterobius vermicularis (human pinworm), 810 nucleotides long. Lineage: Eukaryota; Metazoa; Nematoda; Chromadorea; Rhabditida; Oxyuridae. The record is from the annotation of a GenBank genome assembly.